This is a messenger RNA of Misgurnus anguillicaudatus (oriental weatherfish), 693 nucleotides long. The record is from RefSeq and is a predicted model, not a curated record. Lineage: Eukaryota; Metazoa; Chordata; Actinopteri; Cypriniformes; Cobitidae.
AUGCAGGCUUCCGAUUGAGAAAAGGCCGUUGUCUGAUGUUUACAACCAACGCGAAGUGCUAAAGGAGUUACACCAUGGCAGCCUCUAUAGCACAGACGACAGUGAGAGUUGUUAGUAGACGGCAUAUUUUGCCAACAAGAGCCGCUUUAACACUGACACCUUCAGCUGUGAAUAAAGUCAAGCAUCUUUUACAGGAUAAGCCAGAAUAUAUUGGCCUCAAGGUUGGUGUUCGAACCAGAGGAUGCAAUGGCCUUACCUAUUUUCUUGACUACACUAAAGAGAAAGACAAGUCAGAUGAAGAGGUGUUGCAAGAUGGUGUGAGGGUUUUCAUUGAGAAGAAAGCACAGCUGACAUUGCUGGGCACAGAGAUGGAUUUUGUUGAAACUAAGCUUUUCACAGAAUUUAUAUUCAACAAUCCUAACAUUAAAGGAACUUGUGGUUGUGGUGAAAGCUUUAGCAUAUGAACAAACCGCAGCUUCAGCUGGACACUAGCAGAGCAAAGUCAUAAAAUUAGAGACAUUUAAAAUUGUUUGUAAAGCACAGAGAUGAAGAGAAAGAUAAUGGAACCGUACUGCUCCAGCCACAUCAGCAUAUACAGAUAUCCUGAAUCUAAAACAAGGAAUAUUGGUUUACUUGCACUCUGUAAAGGAGUAGUUCUCCCAAAAUAAAGGUUCUUGUUGACAUUUUUUUAAA